AUGGCGGCCUGCGUCGCCAACCUCGGCGGCAUCGCCCGCUCCAAUGCGCUGACCCCCGUCGGCGCGCGAGGCGCAUCCUCCUCGCGCACCGCCGGCGGUCUGCUUCCGCUCCGCCGCGCGGGCUCCUCCGGCCGCGCCGUGCGCCGCGUCAGGUCCUCCGUCGCCGUCAGGGCGUCCAUGGCCGGCGCCGAGUUCCCCUCCUUCGACCAGGUCCAGGGCGCCGUCGCCAACGUCCACGCGUCGUUCAUCGGCAACGACGCCGUCGCCAGCCUCUUCCAGGUGGCCGACGCGGCCGACGCCGCCGCGCCCGAGGAGCUCAAGGGCCUGCAGAAGGGCGGCUGGCUCGGACCCAUCACCGAUCUCCUCGAGAGCAUCCUCAAGGGGAUCGACAGCGGUUUUGUGGGCCUCGGCGUUCCUUACUCCUACGGCUACGCCAUCCUCGCGCUCACCGUCCUCGUCAAGGUGGUCACCUUCCCCCUCACCAAGAAGCAGGUUGAGGGCAGCCUCCAGAUGCAGGCCAUCCAGCCCCGCGUCAAGGAACUCCAGGCGAUGUACGCCAACGACCCCGAGCGCCUGCAGAUGGAGACCGCGAGGCUGUACAAGGAGGCGAACUUCAACCCGCUCGCGGGAUGCCUCCCCACCUUCGCCACCCUCCCCGUCUUCAUCGGCCUCUACCGCGCCCUGUCCAACGCCGCGGUGGAGGGCGAGCUCACCGACGGCUUCUACUGGAUCCCGUCCCUCGGCGGUCCCACGUCAAUCGAGGCCAGGAACGACGGCAACGGAUUCGCGUGGCUCUUCCCCUUCGUCGACGGCGCCCCGCCGCUCGGCUGGCACGAUACCAUCGCGUACCUGGUGCUGCCCGUGCUCCUCGUCGCCUCGCAGCUCAUCUCGCAAAAGGUGAUGACCCCGGACCAGCCCAAGAGCGACGAUCCCGCGCAGCAGCAGUCGCAGGCGAUCCUCAAGUUCCUCCCGUUCAUGAUCGGAUUCUUCUCCCUCAACGUCCCCGCCGGUCUCACGCUCUACUGGUUCGCCAACAACAUCUUCAGCACCGCGCAGACGGUGUACCUGAGGAAGACGACCAAGGCGCCGGAGAUGCCAGCCGCCGUCGCGGGGGGCAUGCCCAUGCCGGGUACCCCCGCGUCCGCGCAGCCCGUGCGCGUGGAGUACGUGCCCAAGUCCCAGAGGAAGGCCCAGGGUUCUGUGCCGGCGCCCAAGCCGGCGCCGCCCAAGGUUGAGCCCAUGCCCGAGUCCUUGGCGGCGGAGUUUGGAGACUUCGACGACGGACCCGCGAAAAUCGUGGAGCCCGUGGUUGUGGAGGCGAAGGUCGUGGCCGAUACCACCGGGGCGGCGGCGGCGGCGGCGGCGGGCGAGGCUGGUGGGAAGAAGGGGGGAUCCAGGAAGGGCAGCAAGGGUUCCCGCAAGCGCAAGGGCAGCAGGAAGUGA
Molecule: messenger RNA, 1443 nt
Organism: Micromonas commoda
Lineage: Eukaryota; Viridiplantae; Chlorophyta; Mamiellophyceae; Mamiellales; Mamiellaceae
Gene: ALB3.1
Product: cytochrome oxidase biogenesis family
Exons: 2
Coding region: 1-1443 (480 amino acids)
Biological process (GO): thylakoid membrane organization; protein insertion into membrane; protein localization to chloroplast
Cellular component (GO): chloroplast thylakoid membrane
Molecular function (GO): membrane insertase activity
Source: RefSeq, a predicted model, not a curated record